AUGAAUGUAGUUAUCUACGUGGUGGUAUUUCUGGCUGCUGUGUCCAAGGUCUCCCUGAGUCUGCCCUCACAGACCCUUUCUCAAAGAUCUGAUGGCAAGGCCGUGGUGUCGGACAGCCCGUCAUACAACCGCACGCGCCAGGCCCGCUCUGCUGGCUCGCCUCUAUCGGGACAGCAGGCCAGCUACGAGCAACCUCGGGAGGAUGCGGAGGCUUUCAACACCUUAAGCCAGCUACUGGUUAAACUCAUCACCAGGAAAGGCAUGCCUUACCAAAGCAGAAGCUCCAUCGCGAGCAGAGCCAGCGGCCUGACGCCUGAGCACAGGAUAAAGGACCGAGAUUACGAGGGCUGGAUGGACUUUGGGAGACGCAGUGCAGAAGCCUUGGAGUUCUCCUAA
Nerophis lumbriciformis (worm pipefish) is the source of this 396-nucleotide messenger RNA. The record is from RefSeq and is a predicted model, not a curated record. Lineage: Eukaryota; Metazoa; Chordata; Actinopteri; Syngnathiformes; Syngnathidae.